Messenger RNA from Mytilus trossulus (common blue mussel), 4046 nucleotides. Its product is annotated as proton-coupled zinc antiporter SLC30A9, mitochondrial-like. Lineage: Eukaryota; Metazoa; Mollusca; Bivalvia; Mytilida; Mytilidae. Gene Ontology annotation, biological process: intracellular zinc ion homeostasis; transmembrane transport; zinc ion transport. Gene Ontology annotation, molecular function: monoatomic cation transmembrane transporter activity. The record is from RefSeq and is a predicted model, not a curated record. Gene Ontology annotation, cellular component: endoplasmic reticulum; membrane. The transcript has 18 exons. Bases 158 to 1903 code for a protein of 581 amino acids.
CUCUUCAACGACUGGUUUCUUUUUUUCUAUGCUUACUGUUUUCUGUUGCUGCUAAAAAUGGUUUAGAACCAGUCAAAUAUUAAGCGAAAAAUGAUAAACAGUAAAAUAAGCCGAAAAAUGGAAUAUAGUUCCUAAAAUUGCGUAUGAUAGAAUUGGUAUGAUGUUGAAGAAUACAGCUGUCAUUGCUCAAACAGUCUUGAGACAAUCUGGCAACAGACCAAUACACAUUGCUGCACCAGUUAUAUGUAAAGAAUGCCUGAAGAAUUCUAUAGGCUUUUACGGAAAAUGGAGCCAGCCAAAGUACCUAAAAUUCUUAGGUAUUAUAAGAUAUUAUAGUUCUAGUCAGGUACCACCAGAUGAAAAUAUAGAAAAACAAAGUUCAGGGCCAGGAGGCAUACCAGAAAAAGGUUUAGGUGGCAUACCAGAACAAACAGACACUCCUAGUCCUCCUACUUCUAGUCCAAAUGAAGCAGAAGAUCCUAAGUUGCAGAAAGAACAGAAAAUAGUCAAAAUUAGGAUGAAGAAACCUAUUGACCAUAAGUAUGUGGAGAAUAUCUAUAUAGAACCUGGUCGAGCCAUGGUGGAGUAUCUCAUAGUAUUAAGAGAGUUGAAUGAGAUCCCUAAGUACACAAGACGCAGUCCAUAUGGUAGUGGUAAAAGUUUGACUGUUUAUAAAAGGAAAGACAUUGAAGAACUUGCAAUAAAGAAAUAUGGAAGUCUGGAGAAACUGCAAGAGGAGAAAUUAUUAAGGAUGAGACAGCUUCAAAUGAGAUACAGAAAAUUUCCAUUUUCUGAGUCUUACUACAAAGAUUAUAUUGACAGACAUUACAUUUACUAUGAUAAAAAACCAGAGCAGCCAGCAGAAGAUCCAAAGGAAGCAAACUAUAAGUGGACGUGGACAGGCACUGGUCAAGUUGUUGUUUCCUCUAUAUGUGUAAAUUUUUUCAAUGUGAUAAUUAAAGGCUUUGCGUGGGCUUUCACAGGGUCAUACAGUAUGUUUUCUGAAAUGAUUCAUUCAGCUGCCGACACUCUUAAUCAGAUAAUUCUUGGUAUAGGACUGUACCAGUCAUUUAAAAAGCCAGAUUCUGAUCAUCCAUAUGGGUAUUCUAACCUCCGACAUGUGUCCUCUCUGAUCAGUGGAGUAGGAAUUUUCUGUAUAGGUACUGGAUUUUCUGUUUAUCAUGGUAUCCAAGGACUCCUUCAUCCACAAGAAAUGGGAUUAAAUAUAUGGGCACUUGGUACUCUAGUUGGUAGUUUAGUAUCAGAAGGAGCUACCCUGUAUUUAGCUGCUUCACAAACAAGAAAAAGUGCACAAAAACAAGGAAUUCAGUUUUGGAAAUAUGUUUGGCGUGGAUAUGAUCCUAAUACAACAGUAGUGUUAUUAGAAGACUUAGCUGCAGUUUCAGGGGUUGUGAUAGCAUCAGGUUGUAUUGGUUUAACAUGGUAUACUGGUAACCCACUCUAUGAUUCUGUAGGAUCAAUAGUAAUAGGAGGAUUACUGGCAGCAGUAGCAGGUGUUAUUAUAAAAACUAACUCAGCGGCAUUAUUGAUAAGAUCUAUACCAUUAGAAAAGAAAGAUGAGAUAAGUAAAGAUCUGGAGCAGGACAGAAUGAUAAGAUCUUUACAUGACGUGAAAGCCACAGAGAUGGGUGGUCAGUGGAAGUUCAAGGCUGAGGUAGAUUUUGAUGGGAGGGAAAUAGCCAGAGCAUACCUGUAUAAGUUAGAUAUGGAGCAGUUGUUAAAAGAGAUGCAGGAUUUACAAACGUCCACCGAUGCAGAGGAAUUCAUGUUGAAACAUGGACAACAGUUAAUUGAUUCCCUUGGUGAAGAAAUCGAUAGAAUUGAAAAGUUAUUAAAGUCGAAAUAUCCUGAAAUAAGACAUGUUGACCUAGAAGCCUUGUGAUGACAGCAAAUGACAUCUCAUCUCAUCACUAGUGUUGUGUUACUCUCCUAGUUUGAUAACAGUGAUAAGACAAUAAUCUGUGUCCACACUUAUGCAAUCUGUUUAUUUAUGUCUGGUAUCACAACCAAAUAUCAUUAACAAUGUGUUGUACUGAUCUAUGUUUCAUAUAUGUCACUAUGGUGAAACAUCAUGUGUCUGACUGUCAUGACAAAGAUUAAAACCAAAUUUACUAAAGAAUAAAGUCAACUUCUUAAAAUCUUCAUGAGGGAUGAGAUGACAAAUGUUUAGUUUUAAGUACAAUCAAUGUUAAAACCACAUUCAAUGUUAAAACAAAGGAGAAAGUUCGGUAAGCGCCAUAUUUGGCCCCGAUUAUAAAAUUGAAUGGUUAAAGAUCAAAUAUGUUUUAAGUUGUCUUAAAGACAUAUGAGAAGGUAAAUAGAACUAUUUGUGUCAAAGUUUUAUUUUAAAUAAGAGAUUUUGACGAAAGUUGACCAAAUCGGCCGGAUUUCAACCAAAUUUAGGACCAGGAAACAUAGAGCGCAGGUGUUGACAAACUUAAUAUUCAAGUUAAACAUGCAAAAUGUGAUUAAAAAACAUUGUGUUCAAAGAUCUGUUUUGUCGAUGUAUUUGCUCUAUGUUUCUUGUCCAAUAUUCAAUGCAAAAGUUACCAAUUUUUAUUGAUUUUUCAUGAAAAAUAAAUGGUACUAUUUGUGACGUCAUCAGUAGAACACAGGAACGUAAAUUUUCAACAAAAAGGCUCAUAUCCUAUAUAGUCAAUGUAUUUAGCUAUGAGUCAUUGUGAUAUUGGUCAUUAAAUCCUAAUUUGAAAUUUAAGGUAAAAAAGAGGUCCAUUUUAGGGCCUUAUCGUACUUACUCCUUUCAACAAGGCAUACCUGCAAUCUACCAAAAUCUCUAUGAGGGCAGGGUUCUCACUAAGGAGUCCAAUGCAUUGUCUAUUUUUGCCAUGGUAAGUCUAACAGUAAGAAGAAAAUAUUCUAUUGCAAAAAAAAUAUUAUAUAGUCUCCAUGACCUAAUAAACCAAUGAACUGACAAAAGAUUUUGAUUACUUUUAAACUUUUGCUAAAAAAUGAUAUGUGUGUUCAGUUUUUACAUACUAUUUUCAAUCUUGAUGCAUCUUUGGUCUCAACAGUUUUGAAAAGGAUGAUUCCAGGACUCAUGGAAUCGCCUUAGAAGGAACCCUGAUGAGGCUUGUGAUGAAAAAUGUUAAAACUAAAAUUAAUGUAGCACAGCUUCCAACUUUUUAAAAACUUGAAGAGUUUUCUUAAGUUGAUUCUUUUUUUGGUUUGGUUAUAAUUUGCUCUCUCAGCCUCUCAGCCAUGUGUAAUUUCUGUUACAAAUAAAAAAAAAUCUUCAUUAUAUGGUGUAUGUUAAAGAAUAACUGGCAAGUUUUAUAUGUUGAAGCGUAUUUGUUAUGUCAGUGUGUUAUAAAAUGUAUUUUAUACUAUGUUAUGUCUGAGAAUGUCAUUACCAGUAUAUACCUAUGUUUUGUUUAUAUAUAUAUUAAGAUCAUUGUUUUUAUGUUAGAUUUUGCAAAAUGAUGUUCAUUGUGCAAUGUGUGCUUGGAAAAUAAUCCUUUAUAUUAUGUGUGAAUAAUUUUGUCCUUUAUUUAUUACGAAUUUAAAAAUAUAUGAGGAAGAAAACAAUUAGACAGCAUUCUAACAGCAACAAAAAAACCUAAGACAUUUAGAGUGGAGGUAUAAUUUACCCAGGGUAUAUAAAGUUUUGAAAUAGAUCUGCUAUCAAAACCAUUAUCUAUGUAAAUUUAGAAAUUAUUGUGUAUAUUUAUUAUUGAGAUGUUUGAAAAAAGGACAAAAAUGCUAGAUAAAUAAUUUAGAUUUCACACAAAUCUGUAUACUGUUAUAUAUACCACAUAUGAGAACUUGAGGUUUAAUUUAAGUAUUCAAACCAAGUCCUAUUAUUGGCAAUUAUUAUAAACCUCCUGAUAAUUUCUGAAUUUACAGUACUGCGAUUUUAUUUUUUAGGGAUAUUGAGAAAAAUCCUGUUUAAUUAUAAAAAAGUUUCGAAAUGGGAGUUUAGAUUAUUGUGAUUAUAACCCUGUCACCUUUUUUGCAAUAAUAAAAACAUCACAAUAAUAUCUGAAUUUACAGUGCAUACUAUUUAC